This is a messenger RNA of Fragaria vesca subsp. vesca, 929 nucleotides long. RefSeq lists its product as uncharacterized. Lineage: Eukaryota; Viridiplantae; Streptophyta; Magnoliopsida; Rosales; Rosaceae. The transcript has 5 exons. The record is from RefSeq and is a predicted model, not a curated record. The coding region runs from base 100 to 858 and encodes 252 amino acids.
GUCUGGACUCUGGACUGUGUUCCCAAAACGCGCGACAAUCGAGGAGGGUGGGAGAUUAAGAUUGGGAGUAGACGCAAGUAAGCCAAAAGCUAAAGAGCCAUGGUGUCAAUCCACUUCUCAAACUCUCUCAUCGCUCUUAAACCUCCUCAUCAUCUUCAUCCUCCUUACCUCUCCGCCCUUAAACCCUCUUCUUUUCUUCCCAACAAGUUUCCCAACCCAACAAAGACCACCAAAUACACAACCUUUCGAGCCGAGUUACCUCACGACGCGCCCUUCGCCGCCGCCAUCGGCGCGUGCAUGCUCUCCUCGCUGGUGCUUCCCCCGGUUUCUUCUCCAUCAGAUGAUCCUGAUGCUGGCUCCGGUAUUGAUUCCACCGAUGCUAGGUUUGCGGUCAUGGGGGUUGUUAGCUUCAUUCCCUACUUCAAUUGGCUGAGUUGGGUUUUUGCUUGGCUGGAUACUGGGAAAAGGCGCUAUGCAGUUUAUGCACUUGUGUAUUUGACCCCCUACAUCAGAUCGAAUUUGAGUUUGUCCCCUGAGGAGAGCUGGCUGCCCAUUGCUAGCAUCAUAUUCUGCAUUAUUCAUGUCCAGAUAGAGGCAAGUAUUAAAAAUGGAGAUCUUCAGGGAUUUCAAUUCUUCAAUGAAGCUGCAAAGCAUGUUUCCUCAAUGACUAAAAAAGGAGAUCAUAUAGAUGGGCAUCAAGGAGCCUCGAAGAAGGGGAGGGAAAGAGAGAAUAAGAACCUGCGUUUCGGCCAAGAGCAGGCAAGAAACGAGAUUGAUGGUCGGGGAGUUCCCAAAAGGCCCUUACAAGACAGUGACUUAAAGGAAGAUAGGGAUGACAAUGAAAGAAGGAAACAGUAGUAUAUCAGCAAUUCAAAUAGCAGGAGGGAAUGAGGAUAUCCCACAUAGCAAAUGUAGUCUGAUAUGUUUAA